Molecule: messenger RNA, 5124 nt
Organism: Alligator mississippiensis (American alligator)
Lineage: Eukaryota; Metazoa; Chordata; Crocodylia; Alligatoridae
Gene: RAI14
Product: retinoic acid induced 14
Exons: 19
Coding region: 221-3133 (970 amino acids)
Molecular function (GO): actin binding
Source: RefSeq, a predicted model, not a curated record
GGGCUCCCGGGGGCGGGGCCCGUGCUGCUCCGGCGCCUGCAACUACUUUCCCGGGGCGGCGGCGGCGGAGCCGGUCCAGGUCCCACGCGGGACAUGCUGGAGCUGCUGUUCCAGUCCCUGCUGUUACUGCUGAUUUCCAGUGUGUGGCCUGCCAAGCUCUGGGCGAGCAGAUGGUGUUGAAGAAAACCUCAAAUAUUUGGAAGGUUCGAUGGGAUAAAACAUGAAGAGCUUGAAAGCAAAGUUCAGGAAGAGUGACACCAACGAGUGGAAUAAGAAUGAUGACCGGCUGCUGCAGGCUGUGGAGAAUGGCGAUGCAGAGAAAGUGGCUUCGCUGCUGGGCAAAAAGGGAGCCAGUGCCACCAAACAGGAUAGCGAGGGCAAAACUGCUUUUCACCUGGCUGCUACGAAAGGACAUGCAGAAUGCCUCCGGAUUAUGGUGACACAUGGUGUGGAUGUGACGGCACAGGAUGGUGCAGGCCACAGCGCUUUACAUCUAGCAGCAAAGAACAGCCACCUUGACUGCAUCAAGAGGCUUCUUCAGUCUAAAUGCCCAGCAGAUAGCACCGACAACUCUGGCAAAACAGCUUUACAUUAUGCAGUUGCAUGUGGCUGCCUUCCAGCAGUUCAACUUCUGUGUGAGCACAAGUGUCCAAUCAAUGUUAAAGAUUCGGAUGGGAACAUACCUCUGCUUCUUGCAAUACACAAUGGCCAUGCUGAGGUAUGCAGACACCUUCUGGAUCAUGGAGCAGACAUCAACUCCAGGGAUAAAAAUGGAAGAACGGCUUUGAUGCUGGCUUGUGAAGCUGGUGGUCUUAACACUGUGGAAGCCUUAAUCAAAAAAGGUGCAGACUUCAACCUGGUGGAUGCCCUUGGACACAACGCCCUCCAUUACUCUAAGCUCUCUGAAAAUUCAGGGAUUCAGAGUCUCCUCCUUGCAAAGAUCUCUCAGGAUGCUGAUACAAAAUCACCAACAAAACCAAAGCAGCAUGAUCAAGUCUCUAAAGUAAGUUCAGAAAGAAGUGGAACUCCAAAAAAACGCAAAGCCCCACCUCCUCCUAUCAGUCCUAUCCAGUUUAGUGAAUUGUCCUCUCCACGUUCAGCAACUUCAACUCCAAUGGCUGGAAAAGGACAGGCAUUCUUUGAUGAACGAGCAAGCAAGGAGGAGAUCAGCUCCAUACAGAGAGAUAAGGAUAGGCUGAGUGACAGCACUACAGGUGCAGAUAGUUUACUAGAUAUAAGUUCUGAAACUGAUCAGCAAGAUCUACUUCAACUGUUGCAAGCAAAAAUUUCCUCUCUAACAUUACGCAAUAAGGAAUUGCAAGACAAAUUACAGGGAAAAGAACUUAGAGAAGCUGAUAUAGAUUCUACCCUAGAAUCUUAUAAUUCCACCCAAACAGAGCUUGAUCAAUCAGCAGACAGACAGAGUGAUAGCUCAGCUCAGGAGCCAAAAUCUCCUUCUUUAAAUGAAACACCAACUUAUGAGAAAUCAACAAGCAACAAUGAAGAAAACUUCAAGCAUCUACAAGAAGAUUUAAAGGCUUUGCAGAGAAAAUUAGAAAAUUCUGAAGCAAAAAGGAAACACUUAGAGACACAGCUUCAAUCUAGAGUACCCGAAACGAUCCAUUUAAACAGCACAGAAAUUUCAGAAAAUGGCUCUGAUCUUAGCCAGAAAUUCAAAGAAACCCAUACUAGGUAUGAAGAAGCUAUGAAAUUGGGCCUUGUUUCUUCUGAAAACAAAGAUACUUGCUCAGAGCUCAAUGUCUUGAAGGCUACAUGUGAAGAAAUUGAGGUGCUAAAGCUAAAACUCAAGAAAGCAUUAGAGGAAAGGGAAAGUUAUAAAGAGAAAGUGAGAGAGCUGGAGACAAAACUUGAAGAAAGAGAGCAGAAUGUGGGUAGCAGAAUGUCUGUGGAAGAAUGUGAGGAAAUAAAAAAUUCAUACUGUUUAGUUAUUGAGAAUAUUAACCAAGAGAAGGCUUUGUUGAUUGAGAGGUAUAAAGAAGGGCAAGAAGAAAUCAAAAGGCUACAAGACAAGUUGAAAACUCAGGUGCAGUUGGAAACUAGUGAUGAAGCUGGGGAGAUUAAAGAAGCACAGGCCAGAAUGAUAGAUGAGCUAAACAGACAGGUUAGUGAGUUGUCUCAGUUAUAUGAAGAUGCACAAACAGAGCUUGAAAGCUACAAGAAAGGAAAAGCUCUGGAGAAUGUAGCUUUGGACUAUGUUCCUAGAGAGGAGCACGAGAAACUAAUGGAGUUAGCAAAUUUAUUGAAAGAUAAAGCUGAGAAUGAAUUGUCUGAAAUGAAGUCACAGUACACAAAAGUGGUAGACGAAACAGGGCAACUGAAGCAGUUGAUAGAUGCUCAAAAGCAAAAUUCGGUAGCAACUGCUGAACACCUGCAGGUGGUGAAUGCUCUCAGGAGUGCAGCAGAGGAAAUGCAGGAAGAAAUAAAUGAGCUUAAAGAAAAGCUUAUUCACAAGGAAACUGAGAUAGGAAAACUACAGAAGGAAUUAUUGGAAGAAAAAGCUGCAGUUAACGAAGCAAUGGUACCCAGAACUUCAUAUGAAAAACUCCAGACGUCAUUAGAAGGUGAAGUAAACGUGUUGUCAUCCAAACUGAAGGAUUUAAUGAAAGAGAGAGAAAAUUCAGCCUCAAAUGUUGCACAAUUAAAAAAUCAAGUUUUGCAGUUAAAAGAGGAAAAAGAAAGCAUUCAAACUCUACUUCAAGCAAAGGAGCAAGAAAAAAAUGGACUUCAACAAAAGUUCCACCAAGCUCAGGAAGACCUUCUGGAAAUGAAAAAAUUCUCUGAAAGUUCAUCCAAACUAGAAGAAGACAAAGAUAAAAGGAUCAGUGAGAUGUCCAAGGAAGUUAGCAAAUUAAAGGAAGCAUUGAACAGCCUCUCUCAGCUUUCCUACUCAAGCAGUGCUCCCAAACGACAAAGUCAACAGCUGGAGGCCUUACAGCAACAAGUGAAACAGUUACAAAAUCAGCUGGCUGAGACAAAGAAACAACAUCAGGAAAUCGUAUCAGUUUAUAGGAUGCAUCUUCUCUAUGCUGUACAGGGUCAAAUGGAUGAAGAUGUCCAGAAAGUGCUUAAGCAGAUUUUAACAAUGUGCAAAAGUCAGUCACAAAAAAAAUGAAGCACUGGUUUUAAGGAUUCCUGAUAUGCUGCCAUGGUGUUUAUCUAGAUUCACCUUAACACACGGUUUAAAAAUGGCAAUCUGCUGCUUUUUUUUUAGUGAUCAGAAUUUGUCAUUUGUCUCUGCCACUUUUGUUAUUCAUCAUAUGCACUGGGACCCAAACCAUCUCCGCCAAGUUUUUGAAGCACUGUUUUCAUAUCUAAAAUGCAAGCAGUUUUGUUUCAAAGUUAUUGCUCCUUUGGCUGCUCCACCUUGUAAGUGUGGUUUAGAAGGGCUUAAAAUGUACUUCACAGCUUCAGUUCAUGGAGGCUUCCAUAUGAAAAGUCCAGGUUCCAGCAUGCAGCACUCCAUCUGGAUCUGAAUCAUCACACACCUUGGGACAAAGUGAAGUUCUCCAUUCUGAGGCCUGUACCUUUUUUACAGGCUGCACCUUGAAAUUGAAAAGGAUGGGAGUGCUUUAGUCAGCUCCAAGUUGUGACUAAUGUUCAGGGUAUUUUGCCAGAUGCAUCUUCUAAAUGGGCAAAAUUUGGUCAUCCCAUAGCAGUGAGAAAAAGCAGAUCUCUUUACUUAAUUUUUCUUGGUGAGACAGAGCAUCGAACAACUAAAUCUGUUUUUAUAGUUAGUGAGAUUAACGUGGGCCACAGGUUCCCCAGAUCUGUUGUAUACACCAACUGUGUAAAAUGUAGUCUGUACUUCAUAUUUUAUGGAAUUGCCUUGAUAUCAGAUGUUAGUUGGUCACAGGAAAAACAAAAUCAGUUAAAGUGGUAAAAAUAUUAGUCAUUUGAACCUCAGAAGUGCUCAACAAAACAACCUUUUACAAUAGGUCAAGCUAUCUAUGCAAAUGCUGUUGGCCAUGGAGCUCAGGAAAAAAAGAUGCAUAUGUUUCAAACAAGGGAUUCUAGUGAACACAGGAUGUUUACAGUGAGUGUCAAUGCCUCACACUUCCUAACCUCACUUUUUUUAAAGAUUGUCUCUCCAAUAUAUUUUUAUUGGCCCUCUAGUGAUUUUUUUUGUAACUAAACUCAUUUUGCUACAAAAUACUUUCAUUAAAGGUAUUAACAAAUAUUUUUAGGUAAACAUGUUUUAGGUUGGUUUUUUUUACCCGAAGUAUUCAGCUUUAGUGAAACAAUAGUGAAGUAUUCUCCACAAAAAGAAAUUAUAUGAAAUAAUAGACCUGUCUGUCAGCAUGUCCCAGAGCAGUGAAGUGGAAAUGACAGUUCUACGUUUAGUGAUAUAGCAAGAUGAAAAGUUUAUUAGAUAACAACAGAAUCAUGUCAUGUAUUUCAAGGGUAAGAAAGACAUCAUUACAGUCUUUGUCCUUUUCUUGAGAAUUGGAAGUAGAAUUGAAACAGGGCGAUGUAAUAACAGCAAAUAGUAGAGAACAAUUGGAAAAUAUGUAAGCAUACACUGCCCUUGAGGGUAAACCAUACUAUAACUAACUUGCAGCUUCACUAUAGUAGUGGUUUUAUUCCUGUUGGUGGAGAUGUCUCUAAUAAAGAAAUCUCCAGAGCUGUAUAAUCUGUUAACUUUAUAGAUUUGUAAUUUGACAGAGUCUACAGUGCCUGAGGCUUACUGGACUCAGAGCCACUUCAAAAAUACUUCCUAACCACAGCAGAGCUUAAACAGAUUAAAAACUUUGCAUCAGUUCGACCUUGGUGGGUUUUUUUCUUAGGGUGUAUAACUAAUGCCUGAUAAUUUUGGACAGUAUUUUAUAGUUAGACAAUUUAAAAAAUGCUCCAAAGAAAUGUGAAAAGACCUUUUUUUUUUUUUGCUGCAGCACUUAAAAAUAAACAAUACAUUUUCAAGCAUGUUUGAACCAUUUUGUAGGUUGCUUGAUGGAUUUAGCCUUUUAUCUUUUGUAAUGCAUAUUUAUUUCAGUUAUCUUUGUGAAAUAUUGAAGAUCAUACACUAUAGCAUAGAAUUUGUCUUUGUAUGUAACUUACAAAAAAGUUUUCCUUAUGCAGCAAAUAAACUAUUUCCAGUUUUUUUUA